Messenger RNA from Penicillium malachiteum, 2151 nucleotides. RefSeq names its product putative forkhead transcription factor Fkh1/2. The transcript is spliced from 3 exons. Gene Ontology annotation, molecular function: RNA polymerase II cis-regulatory region sequence-specific DNA binding; protein binding; DNA-binding transcription factor activity, RNA polymerase II-specific. Gene Ontology annotation, biological process: regulation of transcription by RNA polymerase II. The coding region runs from base 1 to 2151 and encodes 716 amino acids. The record is from RefSeq and is a predicted model, not a curated record. Lineage: Eukaryota; Fungi; Ascomycota; Eurotiomycetes; Eurotiales; Aspergillaceae.
AUGCCGCUCUCCAAUCGUCGGCGUGCGCGCCGAAAGGAACAGCAGUUGCAGGAAACCUCCGAUGCUGAGGCACCAGACUCGUCGCCUAGUCGCCCAUCUGCAAAGAAGCGCAAGGUUGAACGUCGCACCUCACCUACUCGGACUAUUAUCAAAGCGGCACCAGAAUCCGACGAUGACGAGGAGUCAGCCGGCGAACAUGAUCAGUCAACACAUCAAGAUACGGUGGAUUUGGUGAUUUCAUACCUCAAUAUCCCGCGCGAAGAACUGCGCGUCACGCGCGACCACUCGAACAGCAAGACCGAGAACGAACAGAGUAUCCAAGCAUAUGCGAAAAUCGCCGGCCGCGACUGGACCUAUUACGUCAAGUCGCUCCAUGUCAACAUCGGUCGCGAACCAGACCGCGAGCAGCGCUCCGUUGAGCAGUCCAGUCCGGUGACCAUUGCCGCCCGAUCGCUUCCAGAUGUCGAUGUGGAUUUAGGUCCGAGCAAGUUUGUUUCUCGACUGCAUGCAGAAAUCUUCUAUGAUGGGACACAGGCACCAGCCUGGCACAUCCGUGUGAACGGGCGCAAUGGAGUUCGUCUGAACAACACAAUUAUCAAGCGAGGUGUCGAUGCGAUUCUGUCUUGUGGAGAUAUUAUUGAGAUCGCCAAUUCUCAGAUGAUGUUUGUCACUCCCGGUGACGUCCCUAAUAUCCACCCUAGCUUUGUUGAGCGCGCUCAGCGCAUCGCCAAUGGUCAAGAGCCGGACCCAACUUCCGUGGCUUGGGAUGCGUCGCACCAUGCUCACCCACAAGCCUCGCAAGCUACAGAGUCGGCGCGGCCUUCUUCCUCUGGUGGUCCCUCGUUGGCGCCAGCUCCGAGCUUCUUGAAGCGCACUGUCACGCCGCCUCCUCGAUCGCCGGAUACUACAGUUGGCGCGCGCACGGCGAAGCAGUCUCCGCUUUACAACCGGGGUAUGAUGAUGGAAAGCACAGAGGAAAUCGACUAUAGCCAAGAUUCAUCCAAGGAUCUGAAGCCGCCUUAUAGCUACGCCACAUUGAUUGCGCAGGCCAUUUUCUCUAGUGAGGAGGAGAAACUUACUCUGAACAGUAUUUACAACUGGAUCAUGGACCGCUAUGCUUUCUAUCGACACUCGCAGAGCGGUUGGCAAAACUCAAUUCGACACAACCUUUCUCUGAACAAGGCUUUCCAGAAGGUGCCCCGUCGCACUGAUGAACCGGGCAAGGGAAUGAAGUGGCAGAUUGCUGUGGAGUAUCGUGAGGAAUACCGCAAGAAACAGAUGCGAAAGGGAAAUCAGUCUUCAGCUCCAUCAUCUCCGGCAACCAAGGAGCCGCCAUCUUCGGUGACUCGUGAUCGCCAUGUCGCCUCGAUCAAUACAUCCUUUCCCGUGACCUCUAAGAAAUCACCACCAGUCUCUUCCCCGGGCUUCAGUUCGUUUCCCGUUGCACCCGUAGAGGCCUUUACCCCAGAGCGUGGCUCGCGCGCUGGUCGCGGCGUUGGCUCCGACCACCCACUUCGACAUAUGAACCCGCGCACAUACGAGGAACCAUCUCCGCUCCCAGCCCGUACCCGCAACAGUGCCAGUUCCACCCAGGCACAGAAUGGCAGUAGCAACAAUCUCAGCCACGCCUACGGACUAUCGGAUAAUGUUGCCGGGUCCCCACCAGUGCUUUCCUCCUCUUAUUACGACGAUGGCCCUUCAUCAAUGAUUACCCCCGCUCCUCAACGCCAACAGCCCCGUCUGCCACCUCCCAGCACAGCUCAGAUCCCAUCAAAGUUUAUGCCCAUGAGCUCCCCGGCCCAGUUCUGGAAAUUUGCCGAUAUUGGCAGUACCCCGGCGCGCCCGGUGCCAGAUUUGAGUCCAAUUAAGGGUGAGCCUGAUGAGCGGAUUAUCGGCGGUUUCCCGAGUAGUAGUCCGCCACCGCCGAACUUGGUUAGCCCUAGCAAACCGGGAACCUCCAACGGUCUUCCUUCCAGCAGGACUUUACCUCCGCUACAAUCUGAUGGCGGGGAUAUCGGUCCGAGCAGCUCGCGAAAGGAGGAAGAGGAGGAGGAAGAAGAUGGUGGUGGCUUUGACCUUGCUCGUGGUUUCCAACCCAUUGGCUCGUACCAUCGACAGCUGAGCAAUGCUGCUCGUGCGACAGCUACCUAG